Molecule: messenger RNA, 609 nt
Organism: Seminavis robusta
Lineage: Eukaryota; Bacillariophyta; Bacillariophyceae; Naviculales; Naviculaceae
Source: the annotation of a GenBank genome assembly
CUUGUCAAAUCCAACUGCGCCAUUCAUAGCUCACAAUCUCAAAACACAGAGAAAGACUCAACAAGCUUUGAACUCAAAAUCUCCUUUUUAUUUUAUUAAAAGCAUGAUGUCAAGUACACGAUUUUUCCUGUUCCUUACUGUCCUCUUGCAGGCUGUGUACACCCCAUGCAAUGCUCUGAACUUCCCGUUGUUGCCUGGAACGCCCCCCGUUCUCUGCUCACUGGUCGACGGUCCUUGGUAUCUCUGUGAUCAAGCUGAAAACUUUGAUGCUCAAGCCGUUCCAUCAUUGUACGCAUCAAUUGCUACUUUCUUUAACUUUGGUGACGCUACCGGACAAGACGCAGAAGUGGAAGAAGCCCCAGCUGGAGAUGGUGGAGCCAGAAGGCAACUCAGAAAGGGAGCCAACGACGAAGAGAAGUAAAAUGAGAUAAAACACAACUGAUAUGGCGGCGUGGAUUCCGACAAUGAAGCUAAGGAGGACAGGAGAUGCCCAGAACGAAGGAGCGUCCAAUUCUCGGAAUCUUGCAGCAGCAAAAAUUUAGGUUCUACCAAUUGUAAAAUAAAAUUCAAACUUGGUCGCUUCUACAUGCACUAUUACUAGCCUGUCGA